AUGUCCCGGCUGGGCUCGUGGCUAGGUGAGGUUCAGUGGCUCAUCCUGGUGUUGCUCUUCGUCGCGGCCCUGGGCACGGUGGGCCUGUACCUGGCGCAAUGGGCGCUGGCCAGGGCGCGACCCCGGCCCCAACGGCGGACAGAGGAACCUGGCGAGGGGCAGCGCCCCGAAACGGACGCCCUGCUGACCUGGAUCCUGACGCUAAACAGCUGGCGGAGCCAGUGGCAAGCGGCCUGGGUGAUGGCUCUGAACGAGGAGGCCAAAAAGAAAGGGGGCCCACUGCUCCUGGCCUUUGAGGAGGACCUGCUGCAGCAGCCCCUGGAGCUGGCCGUGCAACGAGUCUCGAGUGUGGCCAGGUCCAACCAGGAAAAGGUGGUGUCUUGUGAUGUGGUUGGCGAAGCCAUUCAGUUCAUCGUUGCUGUGCUGCCUGCUCCUCCUGAGGGCACGGCGCGUCAGCUCUACGAUGUCCGACUCUCCCCAGUUCACUUACAGCUAGAGCUGCACAUGCAGGAAAACAGGGAGAACAUCCAGAUCCGGUGGUCCUUCAUCAGCGUGCCGGAAAUGGCCAUUCAGAUCCGGCCCAAAGCUCUGCGGGAGGACCAGGUGGUUGAGACCAGUGCAAUAUCUGAAACUCUCAAGGAUAUCUUGAAGCUUCUGGUUAGCUCUUCUUCCCCAUCGGUGGUUCUGAGCACAAAGCCCGUGGGUGUCAAGGAAGUUCAGACUCUCCAGCACACUGCCUCCGCUCCUCAGGAAUCCUGCCCUCCCAAACCGCCAAGGGCUCAUGAGCUCAAACUGCUGGUGAGGAACAUCCGAGCCUCGCUGCUGAAUGACUGUGGUGCUCCAGGCAGCGUGAACCCAGUGUGCACAGUUCAGCUGAACGAGCCCAUGCAGAGUUUCUCCAGCUCAGCGGUGAAAAACACAUCCGACCUCACUUGGGAAAUGGAGUUGAUCUUUGAAUUAAAUGCCAAAUCAAAGGAGUUACAGCUGCAGCUUUCAGAGGAUGGGAGAUCCUUAGAAGGUCUGUUUGCAAUGACAACGAUUCCUUUGGAUUUAUUCAAGAAGCAACCUUCUGGGCCACAGAGCUUUACGCUGACCAGCGGGUCCACCAUGGGCAGCCCAGUAUUGGGCUCGGUCACCGCGGAGUUUUCUUAUGUAGAACCCAAUGAAUUGAAGCCCUGGCCAACCCCUCCCCCUGUUUCCGCUGCGAAGAUACAGAAAGACCGCACAGUGAUGCCCUGUGGGACUGUGGUCACCACGGUGACCGCCUUGAAAGCCAGGAAGCCUCGCUUCGACGUGGGGAGGGCAUCCCCGUUGAGCCCUGAGUCCUCUGUGAAAACACCUGUGAAAGUGAAGGUGAUUGAAAAGGACAUCUCGGUCCAAGCCAUCUGCCACGGCGCCCCCGUCAGUAAAACCUUCUCUUCUUCAGACACAGAAUUGUUGGUGUUGAACAGUUUGGAUCCGGUGGCAGAAGUCGCCAUCCGACAGCUCAGCGAAUCUUCAAAACUGAAACUCAAGUCACCGCGGAAGAAAAGCACCCUCAUCAUCUCGGGAAUCUCUAAGACCUCCUUAUCUCAGGACAACGAGGCCGCCCUGAUGCUGGACUAUGCAGCCUCUAUGGACAGUGGGCGUCAAGAGGAGUCCUUGUCCCAUCUGGGGGCCACCGUCACCUCCGCUUCCACCCCCGCCCCACUUGAGAAAGAUCCACCUGUCCAAGCCUCGCCUGCCCUUGAACCCCAGGAGAAUGAACUCGAGUCCUGGGACUUGGAGAAGGAGUCUGAGGCCACCGGGUGGGACUGCCACAGCUCGCUGGACCCAGAUGGGGAUGAGCUGUCGGAGAGCUCCCUGAGCGUCUCGGAGCCAGGCGCUGCCAAGAAGCACAAAGGCGGAAUUUUAAGGAAGGGCGCAAAGCUGUUCUUCCGCCGGCGGCAUCAGCAGAAAGACCCGGGCAUGAGCCAGUCCCACAAUGACCUGAUGUUUCUGCAGCAGCCGGAGGGGGCCAAGAGGAAGGGGAUGACCCUCAGCAGGAUCCUGAACAAGAAGCUGCUGUCCAGACACAGAAGCAAGAGCACCAUGAACGGCGCCCACGUGGACCCCCGUGUGUAG
Messenger RNA from Trichechus manatus latirostris (Florida manatee), 2103 nucleotides. RefSeq names its product C2 calcium dependent domain containing 2 (gene C2CD2). The transcript has 14 exons. The record is from RefSeq and is a predicted model, not a curated record. The coding region runs from base 1 to 2103 and encodes 700 amino acids. NCBI's taxonomy places the organism in Eukaryota, Metazoa, Chordata, Mammalia, Sirenia, Trichechidae.